Messenger RNA from Paramecium sonneborni, 216 nucleotides. The record is from the annotation of a GenBank genome assembly. NCBI's taxonomy places the organism in Eukaryota, Ciliophora, Oligohymenophorea, Peniculida, Parameciidae.
AUGUUAAAUGAAAAUGAGUGUUGUUGCAAAUACAUUCAUUGUAACAAAUCUAAUUGUAAUGAAUAGAGCGAAUUCAAAAUUGGUAACUUUAGAUUUUGGAAUGAAUUAUUUAUUGAAUUGAAUUUUAGUGAAGCUAAGAAAAUCAUUGUCAAAUAAUAUAAUAAUCUUGAAUAGAACAUUGAGGUGUAAAAUAAUAGAAUAAUGAGUAUGUAAUGA